Molecule: messenger RNA, 1971 nt
Organism: Closterium sp. Naga37s-1
Lineage: Eukaryota; Viridiplantae; Streptophyta; Zygnematophyceae; Desmidiales; Closteriaceae
Source: the annotation of a GenBank genome assembly
AUGUUUCGUCCCAGUGCUCGCUCGCCUCAUUUUUCCCACCCGCUUGUGUUUUCUGCCUGCAGAUGCUACCGGGACUACACCAUAUACGACGAGGAUGACUCACUGCGAGUGAUAAAGGAUAUUGAUAAACAGGAGAAGGAAAGACUCGCUAAGAUCAGCCCGUAUCAGCCAGGAAAAUCCAAUUCAGCAGCAGCAGCAGGAGGAGCAGCAGGAGCCAAUCCGGACGGCCUAUACGAGGCCAUGUCACAUCUCUCUCUCCAAUCACUCGACUCCACGUCAGCAGCACAGGCAGCGGUGGCAGAAGUGCUGGGGGAUGCAGGGGGUGGGGGGGUGGGCGGAGAUGGGGUAGAUGGGGAUAAGGAGGGAAACCGGUUAAAAAAUAUAAGGGAUGCUGUGUUGAGGUAUAAGGAGGGGGGGAUGAAAGAGGACAUGAUGGGAAGAGUGGGGGAGAGGAGGAGAGGGAGGUUCGAAGGGGAGGGGAGCAUAGGAGGCUCCAUUCCCAGAUACGCCAAGCUGUACGAGGACGAGCUGAGGCGGAGCAACGCGUUGGACUUUGACGACCUCACUCAUUUCCUCCUCGAUCUCUUUCACACCCAGCCGCACGUGCUCCAGAAAUACCAGGAGCGCUUCCAGCAUGUGCUCGUGGACGAGUUUCAGGACACGGAUUCGUUCCAGUACGAGAUAGUGCGGCUGCUAACACUCAACUCCAAGCGCCUGUUCGUUGUGGGGGACAUUGACCAGUGCAUUUACUCGUGGAGGGGAGCAGAGUACCACUACCUGCAGCGGCUCUUAGAUGAGGACUUUGAUGAUGUCACCACACUACAGCUUCGCAGCAACUACCGCUCUUCCCAAAGCAUCCUGCAGGCAGCAAACCGAGUGAUUCAGGGCGGGCCCAGGGACAGGCGCGUUGGGGGAGGCACCCUGGAGCUGAAACCAACCAAGCCCCCAGGCCAUCCGGUGUUCUUCUCCUUCUUCCCUUCAUGCGCCAGUGAAGCUGCAACGAUUGCUGAGGAGAUAGAGAGUUUAGCAGUGCAGCUGCAGCAGGGGCUGGCGGACCUCGCCAUCCCAUGCAUCGUCGUGGGUGGCAGCACACUGUUCCAGCGCAAGGUGGUAAAGGACUUGAUAGCAUAUAUGAGAUUGGUGGCCAAUCCAGCCGACAGUGUUGCACUGGGUCGGAUCUACAACACACCCUCCAGAGGCCUGGGAGCCAAGUCAUGGGCGGCAGUGCAGCAGUGGGCUCAAGGGCUCGACUCGCCUGUGGGCACUGCAAUCCUGGAACUAGCAUUGGGCAAGCAUGCCGACAACCCUCCUGCCAUUUCCAAAAAAGCCAGGGAGAGCCUUCUCAGCUUCGCACACCUCAUCCUCUCCUUCCGCAGUGCAGUAGGCACAGUUGAUGACGCCAACUCCAGUCUGGGCGCCUCAAGUCUCAAUGACUCGGGUCUUGAUAAUUCAAGUCCCAGUCUUACUGAUUCGAGACUAAGCGGGAGCAAGGGUGGGGUAGAAGCGCUGCCGCAUGCCGGAGGGCUGCUGGGGAGUAUAGUGGACGUGCUCGAGUUGAAGCAGGAGUACAGCCCGGCAGCUGCAGCGGCAGCAUCAGCAAAGAGCCGGUCCCCCAACCCUGCUGCGUUGAGGCAGCGGCAUGAGGAGGAGGGGAAGAGAGCUCUUGAUCAGAUGGAACGAGUGCAGGACCUAGCGAACAGGUUCGGCCCGACCUGUGGGGUUGGUAUGGAGGGAGUGCGGAACUUUCUGGAGCAGAUUGCACUACUUUCAGGGGAGAUUCACGAGUCUGAAGGCAAGGAGGCACAGCUGUCCGCCAAUGCAGUACGGCUGAUGACGAUCCACAAGGCCAAGGGGCUGGAGUUCCCAGUGGUGUUCCUGACAGGCUUGGAGAAUCGAAUCCUGCCGCUGGCUCCGAAAAACUAUAAGGAGAAGGCUCAGUGGAAGGGGUCUGAGGAGAGGCCGGGUACUUGA